AUGUCCGAUUUCCUAAAUACGCUCUCCCAUUCAACCCAAGCACGAGCCAGCCGUCAAAUCGGUGGGUUGGCACGCACCCUCAGAAAUUGGGAGUUUGCCUUUGCAGCCGAUGAAACCGCUCGCAAAGCCUUCUUCGUCACUGGUUUUGUCGAUCGUCAGGAGGCCCCUCUAGGACCUCUCAUUGGUGACCCAGCCAAGGAGAGCUUGAUUGGGAUGAUUGAAACUCUCUCUUCUCUUCAUGACACUGAUGGCGUCAUGGGUGUUCUGGCUCAAAUGCAACACACCGGAAUCCAUCCAUCUCCCAAAGCAAUCAUCAGCCUUUCCAAAACGGAUGCCCUCAAAAGCUGUCUCCUUCGAGCGCUUCAAUUAGAGAAUGAGGAGUCUCUGGAAAUGGCUUGUGCCACCUAUGAGCAUAGCAUUUCAUCCUCUAAACCUCAAAAUGCACGUGACUGGGGUCUUCACGCAGCCCUCUUCCGAUGUAACCUCCCAGAUCCGGCUUCUUUACCAUCACUAAUUACUCGAAGUGAUAUUCUAUUGUCUGCUGCUAGAAAUGAUAAAUCAACUGAGAGGGGUGUUGUUGAGAAUGCUGCUUGGUUUAGACAGCUGAAUGAGAUUAGAGCAGAGGCUGUUAUUAGAAUGGGGAAUUGGGAAGAAAUGGACAAAGUUCUUGUUUCAGAAUCAUCGGAAGCCUCGUGGUCUUUUGGACUUGGAAAAGUGUUUCUCGCUAUUAAUAAAUGUCCGAAUGAGAUUCAACGUGGCCUCUACGUAAACGAAUUCAUGAAUGAUCUACGUCAGAAUCAGAUGAACAUUUUGGCCACUUCGGCUCUUGAGGGAGCAAGUGGAUAUCUACGAGCUUCGGAGCCUCUAGUUAACUUAAGUCUUCUAACAGACAUCGAGGAGAUUCUUGAAGUUUCUGACCAACUGAAUAAAGAAGUAGCUAUGGUUCAUGAGCUUGGUCUCCCUCAAAGUCAAAAAAACUCAGAGCUCUUGGUAAAGAACAUGCUAUCCUGGUUGGAUUCUCGUGUACAGCAUGCAAAGCCAACCUACCACACCUUGGAACCGGUUCUUGCAAUGCGCCAUUCUGCUAUUGAACUAAUUGCCUCUCGUAUUCAACCAACGAUGAAUAGCAGCAAUAUUGUUGAUGAGUUAAAGUCCCAUCAAUUACGACUCCUUGAAUUAGCUCUGGGUGAAAACUGGCUUCAGAGAGCUAGAUUAGCAAGAAGGUCUGGCCAAUUCACAACAGCCUACACCUGCGUUUUAAAGGCUGAAUCUCAGGGGUGCAUUGGAACUAUGAUUGAGUACGCGAAGCUACUCUGGCAGGGAAAUAAACAGGAAGCGGCGUUAGACUCCUUGAACAAGGGUUUAAGUGCUCUUGCUGCAACUUCAGCAAGUGGUGAUGCUUCAGCACAAAGCCUCGCUCAGUCUCUUACCGCGCCUUUGCUUGACUCUACGAACCACAAGACGCUUGAUCCAAUCUUUGUACUCAAGGCUCUGCUUCUACAUGCUCGCUACUGCGUUGAGACCAGUCAUUUGGAUUUUGAUCGAACCCGACGUCUCUACACAGAUAUCUGCGAAGCAUUCCCCGGCUGUGAAAAGGCUCAUUUUCGACUGGCACACUACGUUGAUGAAGCUCACGUUAAAUCCGGCAGUCAGCAUAACGUCCUACUCAAAAUCGCAUUGGAGAACUACAGUAAAGCGCUGGCUUCAGGAAGUCAGUAUAUUUUCCAAUCCAUGCCUCGAUUCCUCUCCCUCUGGCUUGACUAUGGUUCCGAGGUUGCUAAGAUUCAGCAACGUCACCCUCAAGCAGUCGCAUAUUCGUCAUCUCUUAAUCGUAAAAGUGCAGUCCUAAAAUCCUCUGAAACCAAUUUGAUCAAUACAUUUGAUGAAGUCCAAGAUUUGGUACGAAAGAGUAUAGACAGAAUUCCCAAAUACCAAUUCUAUACUGCGAUUGGCCAAAUUUUAUCACGCAUUUGUCAUGAACAUCCGGCUGUCAUCAAUCUCUUGAUCGACCUUAUUGUUCUCAUACUCAAUGAAUACCCUCAACAAACUGUCUGGUUUGUUAUAUCCCUUCACGAGGCCACUGUUGCCCAACGACAUGAGAGAUUCCAACAGAUUUGUUCGAAAACCAAUGCACUCAAUCCAAAGAGAUUCCGUUACAUGAAGCAAUUCGUUAGCCUCUGUGGCCAUCUGCGAGCUAUCAGUGAUCUAUUUCUCUCGACUGAGCACAAAGAUGUGAGAAACUUCAAAAUAUCCAAUGUUGUUCGAUCAUUUACUCGCCUUCUUGAAACUUGUGACUUCUCUGAUGUUCUGAUUCCCAUUCACCGUCAACUUGUGCCGUCAUUACUUCGACCUGGAGCUACCUUGUCGGAGGUAAAUGAACAUCAACCUUUCGGUGUUGAGAGCCGUUUCGUCAAGUUAGUUCGUAUUGAAGACGAUGUGGAGGUCCUGGGAUCUCAGACUCGACCGAAGAAGAUGUAUUGGCUAGGGAGUGACGGACGAAGGUACGCGAUUGUGGCUAAACCUAAUGAUGAUAUGCGCAAAGACAGCCGCUUGAUGGAUAUGAACAGUAUAAUCAACCGCUUCCUCCUAAAGAAUCCGCAGACGCGUCAUCGAGGUCUUGGAAUUCGCACCUAUGCGGUGAUACCUCUGCGAGAGCAUGGUGGUCUUAUCGAGUGGGUCAGUAAUACUCAACCCUACAGGACUAUUCUUACCACUCUAUAUGCGGAAGCAGGACGACCGUUAAAUUGGGUCACGUUGACUCGAUUCGCACCAUCGCUUGAGGACCCAUUACCGCAAGUUUUAACUUGA
This is a messenger RNA of Rodentolepis nana, 2808 nucleotides long. The record is from the annotation of a GenBank genome assembly. NCBI's taxonomy places the organism in Eukaryota, Metazoa, Platyhelminthes, Cestoda, Cyclophyllidea, Hymenolepididae.